ACCUGCCAUUUCCUUAAUCUUGGAAAUGCCUAACAAAAAUGAACCUGUUCAUGAUAAAAUGUGACGUCUGAUCAGAAUAAAACAUCAGUUUUGAGAUAUUCCUAAUAACCGGAAGAGCCCCUUCUCAGGAAGCAGGAAAACAUGGGGUGUGUGACACACACAGUGUGUGUGCUCCUAUGUUUUUGGGUCUCAGGAUCAAGCUACACUCUCCAGACUGUGGGUCCAUGUACGGUCAACAGAGAGACGGCUGCGUUUGAUUGCAGUGGGAAAAGACUUACAUCGAUACCGAAGCACAUCUGGAUGAACGUGACCUACUUGGAUUUGUCUGACAAUCUGUUAGAUUUGACUCGCAUUGACAGUUUCAAGCGCUUGAAUCAAUUCAGCAACUUGGUUACACUAAACCUUUCAGGCAACUACUUCCCCCUACUGUUAAAAGAGCAUCUCUACACGCUUACUUCUCUUAAAGUGCUAGACUUGAGUAGAUGUAAACUGGCCGCAGUGGAGGAAGAUGCUCUGAGCAGCCUUUCCAACCUAAGAUUGAGUCAGUUCGUGGAAAUCAGAGGAGAACCAAACAGACACGAAGCGGACAAACUGAAGCGCUUGCUUAACAUUGAUGGACAAUCUGAGGAUGCCAACCGUGGAGCCCUCCUUCGUAAACUUCUCACGGUGGAAACAAACGCUACAAUUAAUGGCACGAAAGCAGUUAUUAAGGAUCAAAAACCUCAAAACUCUUCAAGCAGCUGGAAGGUUCUUGUUGCUGUUCUGGUGUCAGCAAUCACCCUCUCUGUUUUUAUCGCUGUAAUGGCCAAAUGCAAAGUUGUACACAGGUAUCUGGCAAGCUACAGACACUCCAGACUCAGCGAGGUAGACGCCACUAGUCAGUGUGACCCUGGCAAUUUUGAGGUGGGGUUUGCGACCCAUGGCGGCCCCGGGACCCGUGCGGUUGCACCUGACAUUGAGGAAGAUGACGAUGGCUUUAUUGAAGACAACUACAUUCAAGCCAGUGAGACUGAGAGAGCUACUAGAGAAACAACAUUGACUGAUGAUGAUGAUGAUGAUGAUGAUGAUGAGGAGGAGAUUGAGUUUAGUAUUGGUUAGUCCUGAUGAGUCUAAUGUUGUGCUAUUUGAUGAUAUUUGUAAUAACUUUAAUUGAGAAGUCACUAAAAACAUUUAGUAUUGCAUAAUCAGUGGUUAAACUAAUAAUUGAAUGAUUCAUUGACAAGAAAAUCAACAUGCAAUAGAUCCAUCAGGUAUUUGAACUUUUAAAGGAAUAGUUCACCCAAGAAUUUACUCACCCUCAGGCCAUGAAUACAGUGGCCAAGAGAGUUUAAUGGGGUGCAAUUUAAGAAAUCAUGUGCAAUUACAAGAAACGGCAGGAAAUUAAGAAAAAAUGUUCAUCCAUUUGACAGCACACAUGCUGCAAAUCCUCACAACAUAAACACAUUUUUUAAAAAAGUGCUGCAUUUUCUCACAACGCAAACAAAUUAUAAAAAAAAUGCAGCAUUUUCUCACAGCGCAAUUUACGAAAACGCACUGCAUUUUCUGACAACACUUUCAAAUAGCAUGGAACACAAUGAAAUGUUUCAAGGGGACCCUAAAACGUGACGGACCCAGCUAUUUGCGUUAUGUGCUGCAUCCCAAUUCGCAUACUUAUACUACGCCCUAAAAGUAUGUACUUUUUUUUGUGAAGGAAAAAUAUAUACUUUUGAUUGUGUAACAGAAGAGUUUGCUUUGGGACAUACUACUUCCUCGUUAACAAAUCGUUAUGUUGCUUAGUUAUGAGCCCUGUCAAUCAUCCACGCAUCAUCCACAUUUAAUUUCUUACCUUAUUGGAGAAGCAGCAGCAGGUUAAUCUCCCAUUCACGAGUCUUUCAUGCAGAGAAAUCUCAUCAUGUGUUUGGAUAAUUAUGCAUUCAGACGUUAUAAUGUACAAACAUGUCUUUAUAUAAGUUCAGUUUUGUUGUUAAUAAUGAAAUAUAACACAGAAAAUGCGAUUUAUAUAUUUUCCAGUGGGCUAAAUAUUAAUUAAUAGUCAAUUAAACAACUUUACUGAAGCCUGUCUAUUUGAUGUUUGAGCUCUCGCAUCCACCAUGUUGUAGUUUAUUUACACUUUUCACCUGUGUUUGUAGUUCUAAUCAAAUUCACGUCCAACGCGCAAUGUAAUGUGGGCAAUAUCAGCGAUUAGAGAAUGGACGGUUCUACACUGGAAAUAGUAAACCAUCCGGGAACCUUUGGCAUACUCUUUUCAACAUAUUACCAUUCAUACUACAUACUAAUUCUAUUUUCAAAUACUAUCUAGGAUGGAUAGUUUGCGAAUUGGUAUGCAGCAAUGGUUAUUUAGGCUAACAAAUCACAAAAGACGAGGAAAUAAGGAUGUUAAAAUAAGCAAUAGUCAUUGAACAACAGUGUCCGUCAUGUUUUUGAGUCCCCUUGAAACAUUUACAUUGUUUUCUGUUCUUUUUGCAAGCAUUGUAAGAAAAUGCAGCACGUUUUCGUAAAUUGUUUGUGCUGUGAGAAUAUGCAGGGCGUUUUAUUAAUUUGUUUGCAUUGUGGGAAAAUGCUGUGGCUUUUGAAAUGUGUUUGCGUUGUGAGGAUUUGCAGCAUGUGCUGUCAAACUGAUGAAGAUCUUUUCUUAAUUUGCUGGUGUUAUUUGUAAUUUUUUUUGUAGAACAACUGGACUUUGAGAGAUAAACAACAACAACAUACAGGUAAACAGGUGACAAUACAUUAAUGUAUAAAAUUGAAAUGAUUGGUCAGCAAUAAAUCUUGUUUUUGGGAGAACUGUUCCUUUAAGCCACAUUAAAAUAUAACCGAGGAACAUUAUUUUAUAGCCUAAUGCUUUCUAACUAUUUCAGAGAAAUUUCCACAUUUUGGCAAUUUUUUCUUUUUACAAUACUGUUUGAAAAGAUGUGAAUCAAAAUUUUAUGAAAUUUGAAUGUACAGUAGGCUUAUAUGAACUAAUAAUCUUUAAUCAAAUGUCAUGAUAUCUGCCUUUCUUAAAUUUAGCGUUAUGGGCCAUAUGCUGUACAUUUAGUCUAUUGCUUUUUUUUUGUGUUUGUUUUGUGUUUCACUUCAGUUCUAAAUUAAAUUGUUGUUGAGAAAA
Danio aesculapii is the source of this 3103-nucleotide messenger RNA. It is a transcript of the gene c6h1orf210, whose product is annotated as chromosome 6 C1orf210 homolog. Lineage: Eukaryota; Metazoa; Chordata; Actinopteri; Cypriniformes; Danionidae. Bases 142 to 1098 code for a protein of 318 amino acids. Gene Ontology annotation, molecular function: protein binding. The transcript has 5 exons. The record is from RefSeq and is a predicted model, not a curated record.